This is a messenger RNA of Prionailurus viverrinus (fishing cat), 1927 nucleotides long. RefSeq names its product transport and Golgi organization protein 1 homolog. Gene Ontology annotation, biological process: protein secretion; vesicle cargo loading; endoplasmic reticulum to Golgi vesicle-mediated transport. Gene Ontology annotation, cellular component: endoplasmic reticulum exit site; endoplasmic reticulum membrane. The transcript has 17 exons. The record is from RefSeq and is a predicted model, not a curated record. Lineage: Eukaryota; Metazoa; Chordata; Mammalia; Carnivora; Felidae. Bases 350 to 1774 code for a protein of 474 amino acids.
UGGACGGAGAGGGAUCUUUCUCUGCUCCAUCUUUUCCUGACAGUUUACUUAACCGGCUCCUUGUGUCCUUCUCACCUAGUGAUUUACUGAUCUGUUGACCUACUAACCUUUCUAACGCUCUUCCCUCCCCUCUUGUCCUUGAUCAUUCCUGGUACUGUCCCUGACUCCCUUCUACUCCUGACACACCCCCCUCCCCAAUCCCACCCCUAUUUAAAUCCCACCCCAACCUCAGUUACCACUCCGCCCCCUUUCCCACCCCCUCCCUUCCCCUCCCACCCCCACCUUCUCUCCACCUCCAUCUGCACCUCCUCUCUGGCGCCCCAGCUCCCCCUGAAAGGACUAGGACAUAAUGGUUCAGAAGCUGUUUUUCUGUAUCCUCUUACUUGGGUAUCCCGGUUACCCAAACACGAAUCUUGUCCAUAUUUUGGCAGGCCAUUUCCCUUUUGGCGCUCGUGUAUUUGGGAUUCUGUGGAAGCUUACCAUUAUUACUGCCACCCUUGCAAUUUGUGCAUGUCUGGUUUACCUCUGGAGAGUUGUCCUUGCUAUAGAGCCUCAAGUAUAUCAAGUUAAUUUACAGCAAAUAACUGAAAAGAUCAACACAGUGAAGAAAGAAAACAGAGAGCUGGCUGAAGCAAUAUCCAUUUGGGAACUGAAGAUCAAUGAAUCAAAGAUACGUCUUCAAGAAGCUGAGAGAAGAAGUAACAUUCACUCCGCUGAAGCUCUUAAAUUGAAAUCACAAGAUGCAAACAGUCAAUUUGAGGAUCCAGAACUGAGAGCCGUGAUGUCCAAUAACUGUGAACUGGAAGAAAGUAAAAAGGCCCUGGAGGACAAGUGUAAUGCAUUGAGGUCUGCGAAAGCAGCCAAGGAAGCCAAAGUCAGACAGUUGAAGGAGAAAGCAGGCAUCCUUGAAGAAUUCUAUGAAGAAAGAAAAGUGGCUAUAGAAAAAAAGCUGGAUACGAUGAACUGUGAACUAGCUGCAGUGAAGAAUCAGAUGGCAACUGCAGAAGAAAAUCUGAAAAUAGCUACAGAGGAAAUACACAAGUACAAGCAACAAAUUGAACAAAGACGAGAACAGCUGCAACGGGCAGAGCUCACCUUCAGACACCAGAUCGCAGUUUAUGAGAAGAAUGCUCAGCACAACUGGAUCAAGACUCAGAUCUGGGAGAGGGCAAUGGCAGAGGAGAGGAGGGAGGCGGCCCACUUGAAACACAGACUGGACAUGAUGGAAGGAAAGAGGCUGCUUGAGGGAUACAUGAGGCAGAAACCAAUGCCUGGAAGACCACAGACCCAGAACCCUCCAAGGAGAGAGCCUUUAGCCGAUCCAGAAGCUGGUGUCGCUCCCGUAAGUCACAACAACCAACACUCUACCAAAAAUGCAGAAAAGGACAAGGGCAGCGUGGAUCCAUGGGGACCUCCUCUGUUAACUGGAAGAUUCUGCACACCCUACCCUAGAGGUCCCCCCAUGGGCUAUAGGGCAUGUCCACCUCCUGAACCUUGGUGGCCCUGGGGACCACCCUGGACCUCUCUACCUACACCGCGUGGGCCUUUUGCAGAUCCCGAAGUUGCUCCUGUGAGUGAGAACAACACAGACUCUACCAAAAGGGCCAAGAAGGAUAAGGCCAUUAUGUAUGCAAGAGGGCCUGGUCCUUUCCCAGGAUGGCCUUGCAGGCACUACCACAUGGACCACCCUUCAUCACCAGCCAAGGGCUGUGGGCCACCUCCCCCUCCUCCACCAGCUCCUCCACCUACUCCAUUUGGACAACUUGAAGUUUGAAGAGGACCCUAAACUGUGACCAAUAGGCUGUGGCGAUGUGAUAUAUUGAGAAAAGUUGUCUGAUACGCGUAUUUGAAUGAAUCCUUUCCCUCACCAUUCCUGUCCCCUCUAUUUUGUCUGUUCUCGUUUCCUGUAAUAAACCCAUCAUAGUUC